This is a messenger RNA of Periophthalmus magnuspinnatus, 4970 nucleotides long. RefSeq names its product ras-related protein Rab-8B. Gene Ontology annotation, biological process: Golgi vesicle fusion to target membrane; regulation of exocytosis; protein localization to plasma membrane. The transcript is spliced from 8 exons. The record is from RefSeq and is a predicted model, not a curated record. Gene Ontology annotation, cellular component: trans-Golgi network transport vesicle; synaptic vesicle; endosome. Gene Ontology annotation, molecular function: GTP binding; GTPase activity. Bases 208 to 828 code for a protein of 206 amino acids. NCBI's taxonomy places the organism in Eukaryota, Metazoa, Chordata, Actinopteri, Gobiiformes, Gobiidae.
GACCUGUGAGCGGAUAUAACUCGUGCGUUUCCUGCCCAUCCUCGGUCCUGGGAAAACCCGGAGGUGUGACCCUUCCCCAUGAUCUGAGUCCACGGUGUGACCGGGCGGCGGCGGCAGGGCAGACCGGGCACAGAGCGUGGCGCGCGGGGAGAGUGUCCGAGAAGCCGCUUGGUGACUGGUGGUCCGAUCAUUAAAACUGAAGGAACCAUGGCCAAAACCUACGAUUAUCUGUUCAAGCUGCUGCUGAUAGGAGACAGCGGCGUCGGGAAAACGUGCCUGCUCUUCAGAUUCAGCGAAGACGCGUUCAACACAACCUUUAUAUCCACUAUCGGUAUUGACUUCAAAAUCAGGACGGUGGAGUUGGACGGCAAGAAAAUCAAACUUCAAAUAUGGGACACAGCAGGUCAAGAGCGAUUCAGAACAAUUACUACGGCCUAUUACAGAGGAGCUAUGGGCAUCAUGCUGGUGUAUGACAUUACCAACGAAAAAUCCUUCGACAACAUCAAAAACUGGAUCAGGAACAUCGAGGAGCACGCCUCCUCAGAUGUGGAGAGGAUGAUUCUGGGAAACAAAUGUGACAUGAACGACAAGCGACAGGUGUCCAAAGAAAGAGGAGAGAAAUUGGCGAUAGAUUAUGGAAUAAAGUUUUUGGAGACCAGUGCAAAGUCUGGUAUUAAUGUAGAAGAGGCCUUUUUCACUCUGGCACGGGACAUCAUGACGAGACUCAAUAGAAGAAUGAACGACAAUAAUGCACCCGGCAGUGGAGGUCCCGUCAAAAUCACUGAGAAUCGCCCGAAGAAGAGUUUUUUCAGAUGUUUGCUUUUGUAGGCGGAGUCUAGAGCCACGGGAUGCUCUGAUUGGUCCUCGUGGCAUAUAGGCCUUUUUCAAUGGGACACAGCGCCGCAAAUUACAGACUUAUUCAAACAGGUUGAAGUCAAACAAAAUGGAGAAAUACAUUGAUGAAAGGAUUUGAUUUGAGAGUUUUAUGGUUGAAGAGACUUUUUUAAACUGUUGACUUGUGCGCAUUACAUUUCACUGUGUUGAGCUCUGAAGCAUCAAACUAACUUUUUUAACAACAAAACAAAAGGAGACUGUUACGUUAUACCAAAGCCAGUCUUUUUUUUUUUUUUUUUAAUCACUCCAGUGGCUUUAUGAACCUGCAGCCUGAGAGGUAGUUAUUAUCUUUUUCAAAGAUCAACUCAUUUAAAGCUGCACUUUGCAACUUUUCCAGUAGAGGGUAAGUCACCGGCCUGUCCCCAUGGAGAAAUCAUUACUUUGCUUAGAAUAUUCCACAGUAUAUUUACCUUAAGCCAACUGGUUCAGAAGAUGGCACAACCAGGCCAAGUUUCAAGUCUGAUCUAUGGAAAAGCAAGCCCAAGCAUAGUAAGAAGGCUUUUCAAGAAUGUUUUUCAAGGUAUUUUUGAGCAGUAUGAACACCUAAAAUGAAACAAAGACAAAAGCUAUAUGUUUUUAGUGCCAUACUGUGGAACAUUACAGCCAAAGCAAAAAAAUCUGCAGACUCUCCAUCAGAAAAGUUACGCAGUGCACCUUUGUUACAAUGACUUACAAAUUCCUUUAGGUUUCAGCCAUUGUUUGUAUUUUAAACAAUGAAUCCAUAAUAUCAAUCGCCUGGGAUUCAGAAUACACACUCCUCCAAUACUUUACAAAGAUGUGAGUCUAGUCACUGGUGAAUCUUUUCAGAUUGACGGCGGGACAAUCAGGGACACGCAUAGUCCGCCUGCAUCGUAACAAAUAUGGCUGCUUAUGAGGAAAAAGGAAAGAAAAAAAACAAAAAUAACAGGACUGAAAAAAAAUCUGAUUGGACGAUCAUGUUUAGUUCUGGCUCAAAACACGACGGAGGGAGUGGAGACCAGACUGAUAGUCUUCUGUAUAAAUAAUACAGAGUGAUUUCAUUGUGGACUUGACAGGCAAUAAUAUUAAUAUUUUCAUUAAUAUUACAGUAAAGAAAGGUGUUAUGUAGAAAGCACAAAUAGGAUACCUCUUUGUUUACCGUACCAUCCAUUAAGUGACAAAAUCAUACCGGUAAAGUUUAUGGUAAAAAGUCUAAUGAGCAAAAUUUGGGUAUUUGAAUAUUCACAGGUCUCAAUAUUGCUUAGCUAUUUACCAUUUCAAAUACAUGGGUCAACUAAUGUGAAGUAUGAAUCUAUAGAACGUGCAAUCUAAAAUAAAUACAUGAAGUAAAUAGUAAUGAUAAGAAAUCUAUUAUCUGUAUAACAUUAUAGUGGAUACAAGAAAACAACAAAACAGUUUACUGCCUUUGACAAUGAAAACUGACAAGUCAUGGUUUUAAAGCCCCAGUAUGUAACUUUUUGCCAAAAAUAGAUUCAUUUAAAUGCUAUUUGUUUUUUAUUAUGGAUGUGUUUCUUCUGCUGAAAACAUAGAAAAACAUGCAAACUGGUUCACAAUAAGGAUGCAGUCUCUAUAAACCUGACUCUUAUUUGACCCCUUUUUGCUUGUUUUCAUGGAAAUGUUGGUUCUUUGUCUAUCAUACCCCGCAGUAUGGCAUAAAACUCUCUCCAUGGAGAAUGUUCUGUUUUUAACUUUGUUUCCAUGGAAUCAUGCAGUUAACUUUCCACCCUCAGAAAGUUACAUAAUAUCACUUUAACUAAAAGUGCAAUAUUUACAAAUAAAAGCCAAACAUGAUUUAGAUUUUUUAUAUUUUGGCCUUAACAAUUCAAAGUUGUCAGAAUACUUCACAUGUGAAUAAGAAUGGUUGAAUUGCACUGCCUUUUACAAUCUCAAAUAUACUUUAGUUUUUGGGUUUUUUUGUGACAUUGACCCACUCGAACCAGUCAGUGUUAAAAUGUGCUUUUGGACUGCAGUAUUUUGAAUUAUCCUCUUUAUUUUCAAUUAAAUUUUUUGUAUUAAUGUUUGUGUCUUAAAUAUUUUAAUAAUUGUUUUAAGCAGAAAAUGUGUAGUCUUAAACAGCCCCAAAUACUGUGACAAGUGGCAUUGAAUGAGCACUUUUUUGUAGAGACGUUGUCCACGCAUUUUCAAAUCACUUGGAAGUCCUCUGACAAUAUACUGAUUAAUUUACUAAAUAUUUGCAGUAAUUAAAGAGGGGGUAAAAAUCAUUUUUUUAGCUUUCUGCCAUGUUAUGAUGUUGUUCCCUCAUCAAACACAUGCCAGAAGAGGUUUUUACAUGUCAUGCAUGUUUGAGUAAUUUAGCAAUCUCUCCUGGGCCCUAUUCAAACCCUUCUUACAAUUAGCGGUGAGAGUCUGUUUAAUGCUCCCACAUGACAAUCUCCAUAAAUGUUCAAACACAUGAUACAAAACAAUGUGUUAUAUCUUCACAAACCUGAUGCGAUGUGCAGUAGUUUCAUUAGUGGGAUGGACUGAUUUUGUUGUGAUAGUGCUCUGAAGGGGGAGUGACUUAGCAGAGAGCAAAGGGAGGGGGGACUUGGAGCCUCAAAAACGAAAGUGAAACUUAUAAAACAUGUUUAUUACAGUGUUUUCUGAGAAUCUAGGAUUUUCAAAACAAUAAAAGGUAACAUGGUGAUCUACAUAUCUUAUGUGUUAGCAGUUAAUACCUCCUCUUUAAUACCCCAUAGAAGUAAAAUACCCCCUCUUUAAAGAAUAUACUGUACCGCCGAACACAACUUAUGACCUGCAAGUUUCCUCUCAAAAUCAUUAUUCCAUAUUGUAAGAUACAAAAUGUGAAAUUCAGAAGGGUGGGCGUUAGUGCAUACUGUUGCUGUGUCCUUAGGCAAGACACUUCUCCUACCUGGCCUGUGUGAAUGUGAUGUUUCGCUGCUGUUGGGCUGCAGUAUAGCUUAACACCAGUAAAGAAAGUGAAUGAAUAAUGCAAUAGGUUGGUUUCACGUGACAUUAAAACAUGCUGCAAUCUAUAUAGUUUAAAAUGGAGCUGGAGGUUAAUGGUUACGGUUAAUAUCCCUGUUGUUCCUGGGCCUAUCCACAUGGAACAAAAAUGGACACAAAGUUCAAUGUCUUCUCUGUCACUAUAAAUAAACAAAAGUGGAAUUAUUUUUUCACAAUAGUUUCAGAAAGGAGUACCAAAGGUGUGACUAUUGUCAGAUGAAAGGACUUUAAGACACAUGAUUAUGGUAAUAUGGCAUGUUUUUGGAGCCAAUCUCAAACAAAUAAUGAUAUGUUUCAACAUUUGUGGAUCAUAAGUUUGGAUAUUUCUUCUAAAAACAGUGAAUCUCUCAGAGUUACAUAGACCCCAGCCCUCCAUCUGAAAUUAUGACAUGAUGAUCAAAAAACUUAAACGUGAACGCAAUCUGUUAGAUCAAUGUAUUUGUCAUUGCCACCUUAAUUCAUACCAAAUCUGUCAUAUAUGAACCUCUUUGUGUAAAAUGUUGUUUUAUGUGUUUAGAGAUUAAACAGUGUUGGAAUUAUUAUAAAUUAUUUAGAAACGUAUAUAUCAGGACAGAAAGUCGAGGAAUAGCGGUGAAUUUUUGUCCUCGAGCAAGACACUUCAUCCACACCACCUCAUUAAACUCUUGCAUGUAGCUGGUAGUAAUAGGAAGGGCAUCUGGCUUAAAAACAAGUCUGUCACGCAUAUUGGACUAAGAAAGACCUGUUCCAGUUUGCUCCUAAACAUAAGGAAAGAGUCUUGGCCAAAUCCUGGUUUAGUUCUAGGAUCUGACUAAAUCCUGGCUAAAUCCUGGAGUAGUUUUGGCUAAAUCCUGGAUUAGUCCUGGUUUUCAGCCGAUUCACAACUAAACCCUCUUGUGAACAUGACGCUGUAAUAAUGGGGAAAAUAUUGAGUCAAUUUGAUCACCUCUAUGCAAAUAACCUCAUUUCAUUUUAUUUUUGUAUCAAAUAUUUAGUUAAACAUUUUUAUGUUUUCUAUGUGUUGAUGCCUUACCUCUGUGUUUUAUGUUAGAUCUUAAACUGUUGGAUUGAUAAGUUUUUGUUGUCCAGACACUGAGUGAAGUGCUUUUCUUCAACCAAAUAAAAAAAAAUAAAAAAUCUGUUGUAAUUUC